GAGGUCAGAGUGCUAGGUCGUCCUCAUGGAGAGGUUGCAGAGGGUGAAACGUUAAUCUUUCCCCGGGCGGGAGAGCGCACAACGGGGGUUAGAAGAAGCCGUGUUUGCCGGUCCCCGCUCUUCAUGCGACCCCGGAGCUGUCCACCGCCGUCUGCCUCCCAGCUCAUUGUUUGCUCCGCCAAUACAUUAGUGGCGACGCGCGUCACCUUGAUCGACGAGCGCUUGGAAUUUAAAUAGCCACUCAAACACCAAUCUGUCACCGGUUAAGGGGAUAAGGACAAGUACCUCACUGGCUGACCCUGGCCCACGUGACAGCACCCGUUCAUUGAUAUCGGCCCGUGCGGCCCCCUCCCUCCUCUGAUAAGGACAGAGUAUAGGUAAAGGUUGGCACGGUCACUCAGGGUAAGAGGGGAGAGAGGAAGAGAUCAGAGGGUGUCUGUAGAGCGGACGGUCUCUAGGCCCUGCAGAACAAUGCUACAAUGAGCAGCUUCAUAGACUACUCGGUGAUGAGCGGUGAAGGUGGCUCAUGCUCUGUCAGGGCGUUCCACUCGGACCACGGGAUUACAACUUUCCAGUCCUGCGCGGUUACUGUCAACAACUGUGGGGCGGAUGACCGCUUCAUGGCCAGCAGGGCUUCCCCUGACGGCAUCCCCCACCAGCCGGGGUCAUACCAGUCUUCUGCGAGCUCUCUGGGUCUCGCCUAUGGGGCCCAUCCGGCCUGCAGCUCCAGCUAUGGACCCCAAAGUUUCUGUACCACGUAUAACCAUUACGCGCUCAACCAGGAAGUAGACUCCGCAGCGGGAUUCCCCCAGUGCGGUCCACUGAUGUACUCGGGUAACAUUUCCUCCUCCAUGAUCUCUCAGCAUCGCCAAGGUUACAGUGCCGCCCCCCUGGGUCAACUGCAGUAUGCCCACGCUGCCUAUGGCGGCGGGCACGAGCAAGCAACUGCUUUUCCUGGGUGCUCAAACCCGCUGUCACCACUGCACGCAGCUCACCUGGAGGCUUGCUGUUCACCUCUGUCUGAGGGCGCAUCUUCUGCACAGACCUUCGACUGGAUGAAAGUCAAGAGGAACCCACCAAAAACAGGCAGGUCUGGGGAGUACGGUUACGGGGGUCAGCCGAAUACUGUCCGGACCAACUUCACCACCAAGCAGCUGACGGAGCUGGAAAAGGAGUUCCACUUCAACAAAUACCUGACCCGCGCGCGGCGCGUUGAGAUCGCGGCCGCGCUGCAACUGAAUGAGACUCAGGUGAAAAUCUGGUUCCAGAACCGGAGGAUGAAGCAGAAGAAGAGGGAGAAAGAAGGGCUGCUGCCGGCCAAAGCUCCAUCCUCGGACCCGGGAGAGGGGAUUCCAGAGAAAAUGGACGAUGUAGAGUCAGAGAGAUCUAUCUCAGCCCCCUCUACUCCAUCUCCUACAUCCUCCACGGUCUCUUCCACGGGGGCUGAUCCUUAUUCCUCCAACUAAGAACCAACUGCCUCUUUACCUCUUUGGGCCACAGGCGGCCUGUAUAUAUCAAAGCUCAUACUUAGUGUAUCAAAGCUAAAGUUCUGGUUGAUGGAUGGCAUUUAGGAUGAGUUAAUGCACUAUUUGGGACUUUGGACAAUAAUGUGGACCAUUUCUGAUUUAUGGAUUUGUUUUAUAUUGUGUAUUGUGUUCGGAAGAGCGAUACCAUUGCUGUCCAAACAAAUGUAGGCCAUGGUUUAAAAUGUGUCCACUUUCUUUUGAAAUUUGACGUUAAAUACGCAUUGCGCCACGACUAUGAUGGUGCCAAAGAUAUCCAGUACCUUCCUUACACCUGUUCCUAACCAGUGCUGCUGAAUGUGCCAAUGUAAAGUCACAUAGCUGCACACACAAACAAAUACCUCAAAUGUGCCAAAGAUGUGCGUCAUGGCCACGGCCAGGCUGACUGCACUAGAUGUCGUCAAUUAGGCAUCACACAAUCAACGAGAUGACCUCGUGUAUUAAUCGUUAUAGAGUGCGUUGUUAUAGUAACUCCUUAAUCACUGUCACCUCUGUGUUUAAGGCCUGUGUGUUUGUGUGUCGCGACUGUCUGAAUGUCUAUUGUGUGAGAUUUGCAUGAUGCGAAAUGCUUUCAUGUAUUAUUAGCGAGGCGCUGAGUUUUAUCAGUUGGGGAAGCGGUCAUCAUGUAUGUUCCAUGCUUUUAUCUGUUAUCUAUUUAAUCCAGUGGAGCACAUACAACACGUUUUGUCCAGAGAGACGUUUACGGGUCAAUCAUGUGUAUUAAAGUGCGUUUACCUCUAAAAAAAAACUAUUCCUCUGUGUCAUUGUUGAGAGGAAGUCUUGGGAGAGACAGAAGUAGACUUUUCAGAUGAUUUUAAAGCAAGUCUUCCAUCUAAAUCCGCCUAUCAGACCUUUAUGUUAAGCUACAGACAGGAAAGGAAAGCUCUGUCCAUUUACCCAUCGUUUGAGAAGCUGCAUGUGUCUCUUUUACGCACCGCAGAGUCUCUAAAUGUAUGCGGCCGUGCGCGCUCCCGUCCCUGGGGUAAAGAGUUAUUGGCAUAAUAAAGGCAUGUUUAUCCACGGAGGAGAUGAGAGCGCGGACGUCAGCGUCAUUUGUGAUGACAACCUUAUCGAGCUUGGAUGGCUUAUUGAGACAAGGCUUAUUGAGGGGACAAAAAAAAAAAGAAACUAUUGAUUAAACAUCGAGGUUAGGCUAUCGACAAGGAUGGGGCCCCACUGGCUCUGUCAGCGUUAACUCCUGUUCCCCAACUCAAAUGGAGGUGUCAUCAUCCCCACCUGAUGACAAAAUGAACAGUGAAAACUUGCAGAACUGCAUGUCACACAGUCAGCUACACAAUUUGCCUUUAACAAGAGCAAUUAUGUCAGGUUCUGUUAUAUUUACGCCUGAUUUGAUUAGUAAAUUUGCUCUUUCAGGAUGAUGACUUUGAAGUGAAUAACGAUCAUAUUGUCUUUAAAAUCAACUUACAUUAUAAAUGGAAUAAUAUGUAUUAAUAUUUAUCGAUCAAAUCAAACGUGUCUAAACUGUAGACUAUAAACUGGAAGCUUUAUUUUCUUUUAUUUAACUUACCAUUUUCAAGGUAGCUUAUAUCCUGUGUCCAAAUUUCAAACUAAAAAAAAGGGUUUCCUGAUUCGUUUGCUGUUUUAAUUCCUGGUGUGCAGGCUCCGAGUCCAUUUUACCAUAAAAGGGCAAACACGCAGAAAGAGCCAUGAUUAAUGAGCGACGUUCACCUUUACCUUGGAUCCACCUGCAGGAGCUGCUCUAUUGGAGCUGUGGAGACCUGCUCAGGCUGCAGCAAGCUGCUCAGUCUCAUUCAGCGACAGCAAACAUGGAAAGGAGACUAUCAGUGGAAAUAGAAAGAUGAUUUGCAGAGUUGACAACAAGACUCAUAGUCCACCACCUGAGAGUGUACAGUGGCUUAUGUGCAUUUGUGUGCGUGUGUGUGUGUGCACACACGAAAAAGACACUGGAAAGGACUAUAAAGCUCUGAGAGAAAUACCUAAAAAGAGUAAAAUAGGAGGAUUUGGAAGCAAAUGAGAACAAUUUACAAAGAAGUAAGUUCAAAGGCCCUACACAUUGUACCACCUAUGAACGGACCUCACCCCGAAGGUAUGGACAAGCUUCUCAUCACUCUCUUACUGUCUCAUCAUCGUGACUGGCUGGCAUGCCUGAGGACACAAGACAGCCAGACAUAGGCACUGGCAGACCUGCAGGUUGACUUCUCAGUGGUAUGGCAAGUCUGAGUGUAUCUUACAGGGUCACAACCCCCCCAGACUGUGAUCUGGACAAACAGGACCGAGAAGCUGCAACAGGACAUGGAAUGUCCCUUUUGUUUUUGUUUUGUUUCACUUUUUUGUUGAAAAGGUGAAAAAUUCCUCUCGCUGUACUACCCGGAGCAAAAGAAAAUAUUUUCUUUGUAACGAAUGAGGCAGAGUUUACAUAAGAAACAUUAUGUGACUGUAAUAAAAAUUAUAAAAGCUUA
Molecule: messenger RNA, 3964 nt
Organism: Siniperca chuatsi (mandarin fish)
Lineage: Eukaryota; Metazoa; Chordata; Actinopteri; Centrarchiformes; Sinipercidae
Gene: hoxa1a
Product: homeobox A1a
Exons: 6
Coding region: 480-1466 (328 amino acids)
Biological process (GO): regulation of transcription by RNA polymerase II
Cellular component (GO): nucleus
Molecular function (GO): DNA-binding transcription factor activity, RNA polymerase II-specific; RNA polymerase II cis-regulatory region sequence-specific DNA binding
Source: RefSeq, a predicted model, not a curated record